AAUUCACCGUUAGAAAAUGUUUUGCAGCAGUGUUGUUAACAUCCGGCGGUUUCUAGGGUGAUCGGGACAGGCGGGAGGAUAAAGUAAUGCUGUCGUGAAAGGAAUAGGAACAAUAAACGGACUUUAUAAAGAUUGCAAGAGUAAACGAUCUGUUGUGUGUCAAUAAUUAAGGCAUAUUUGUAAAGCUGGUUUUCAGAGUUGUCCCCCAGCACACGAAUGAAAAGGCUGCUCUUCAGGAAAUUGUGUCCCGUUUCUUGGCUGGAGAAUUCAAACAAGCGAUUUCAGUGAAUAUCGAACUCAUAACGAGCAAGUGUGGUGCUACAGGUCUGCUUGGCAACACAGCAGCUGACGAUGCCUCCCAGGAGACACAAAGAUGCCAAGGUCAAUGUGUCCAGCUCUCUGGAGUCGGAGGACUUGAGCUUAGAAACCACGGUGCCCACCGAGGACGUGUCCUCCUCAGAGGAGAGGGAGGGGAGCACGAAAGUCACCAGGCAGCUGAUUGAGAGGAAGGAGCUGCUGCACAGCAUCCAACUGCUGAAAAUAGAGCUGUCGCAGAAAGCCCUCACCAUCGACAACCUGAAGGUGGAGUACCUCACCAAGAUUGAGGAGCUGGAGGAGAAACUCAAUGAUGCCCUUCAUCAGAAACAGUUGCUAGCCUUACGACUAGACAGUCAAAUCAAACUACAACAGGAGGAAACCAGGAAACAGCAGGCUUUUAGAAAGCAAGAAAUGGACACCAUUAUGUCACGACAGAAACAGCUGGAAGAGACCAACUUGCAGCUGCGUGAGAAAGCCGGAGAUAUUCGACGCAGCCUACGUGACCUGGAGCUCACCGAGGAGCAAUACUCCCAGCUGAAAGAACUCCCAGAGGACCAGCUCUCCAUCCCCGAAUAUGUGUCCGUAAGAUUUUAUGAAACAGUUCAUCCAUUGAGAACAGAGGUUAAUGAAUAUAAGACUAAAAACCGCAGCUUGUCUGAGGACUUGAAUAAUUACAGAAGUCAACUGCAAUCAGUGAUGGAAAGUUAUGAAGAAGAAAGAAGAAUGCGCUCAGAAUUAGAAAUCAGGAGUCAGCGUCUUGCUCUGGAGCUGGCAGACACAAAACAGCUCAUCCAGCAAGGUGACUACAAGCGAGAAAAUUAUGACAAAGUUAAACGUGAGAGAGACAGUCUUGAACAUGAAAUCUCUGACAUAAGAAAACGCUUUGAAAUACUUGAAGUAACACACAAAGCACAAACAAAAGAGAGGAAUGACUUGGGAAAAGAGGUGGCUGCACUGCAGCAGUCAGUCACACUACUUCAGAAAGAUAAAGAGUAUCUGAACCGUCAGAACUUAGAGCUCAGCGUCCGCUGCGCUCAUGAGGAGGAUCGCUUGGAGAGGCUCCAGUUUCAGCUCGAAGAAACAAAGAAAGCUCGAGAAGAAGCAUAUGAAAAAUAUGUUGCAUCAAGAGAUCAUUACAAGACAGAAUAUGAAAACAGACUUCGUGAUGAGAUGGAACAAAUCAGAACAAAAACUAAUCAAGAAAUAGAGAGUCUUCGGAGAACUUCCAAGGAGAUGUAUGAACGUGAGAACAGAAAUCUGCGAGAAACAAGAGAUAACUCAAUUGCUGAGAAAGAGAGAGCCAUUCAAGCAGAGAAGGAUGCUCUUGAUAAAUACAGCCAACUUCUGGAACAGUUCAGACAGCUUCAGCUUGGGACAGACAGCAGAGUUGCUGAGUUGCUCAACCAAGUGAAAUUAAAAUCCUUUGAAGUGGAGCGUGCUCAGAUGAUACAGGAGGAAACAGCCAAGAAUCUCAGCCAGUGCCAAAUAGAAUGUGAGAAGCACCAAAAAAAACUUGAGGUCUUGACAAAGGAAUUUUACAGCCUUCAGACAUCAUCAGAGAAACGUAUUACAGAGCUGCAAUCACAGAACUCCGAGUACCAGGCUCGACUGGAAACCUAUGAAAAAUUAGAGAAAGAGCUUGACGAUGUCACCCUGCAAGCUGCAGAAAUGGAUAAUGAAGAUGAAGCAGAGAGAGUCCUUUUUUCAUAUGGCUAUGGUGCAAAUGUUCCUACAACAGCUAAAAGACGACUGAAACAGAGUGUUCACCUAGCCAGGAGAUUACUACAGCUCGAGAAACAGAACACCUUACUGAGGAGAGAUAUGGAGCGACAGACAGCUCGGGCUCAAGAGCUUUCUAAAGAGGUGGAGAGAGCCAAUUCCCUCCUAAAACAGACCCAGCAGCCUUACAGCUACUUGAUAGAGGCUGUUCGUCACAGAGACGACCAGAUACACACGCUGGAAGAACGCAUCUCACAGCUGGAGAAUGAUGCCAGAACCUUAAACAAAGAGAACAGGGCUCUGCAGAACAUCAAGAAUAAUAUGGAGGCAGAUUUAGAAAGACUUCUUAAUCACCGUGAGGAAUUGGCUAUAAUGAAACAAGUUCUGAUUAAUAUGCAUCAAAAACACUAUGGUGAAGGGGCGGCUCAUCCUCAAAAUGAAGAAACCAGAAGAACAGCGAUAUACAGACCAGAAGGUCUCAUUAACACAGAGGAAGAAGAGAAUAUUCUCAAACCAAAACCAACUUUGUUUACAAAUAAAGAGGCUCCUGAAUGGUAUAAAAAGCUGAAGCAUAAAAAUAAGUGACAAUUUUCUGUUGUCAUCAUAAAAUAAAUCAUUGUGGUGGUACUGUUAAAAAAGAAGUUUACCAUUAUUUAUUGCUGCAUAUACAGUAUUUUAUAUGAUAAUUUGCUGGAUUGAUUUAGUAAAAUCAGUGCAUCUUAAUUCUUUGUCAAUCAAAUGUCUUGUGAGAUGCCUUAUGUAAUAAAAAUCAAUAACCAAUGUUGCAAAAAA
Lepisosteus oculatus (spotted gar) is the source of this 2829-nucleotide messenger RNA. RefSeq names its product progesterone immunomodulatory binding factor 1 (gene pibf1). Gene Ontology annotation, biological process: cilium assembly. Gene Ontology annotation, cellular component: centriolar satellite. NCBI's taxonomy places the organism in Eukaryota, Metazoa, Chordata, Actinopteri, Semionotiformes, Lepisosteidae. The record is from RefSeq and is a predicted model, not a curated record.